GGCCAGGCACCCACACAACGGCAAAACUGCUCCGUUUUAUUUCAGAGGGACGGGGAGAAUUAUUUCUCACGCAUACUGGGAUAAAUGCAUGGAUGCUCAACUGUGGAAUCACAGACACGCGUUCCUUUGCCCCGGUUCUGCCGCGUCUAGACGAGGGGCGCAUGCGUACCGAUGCCGGGAAACACCUGCGCGCGCAGCAAUGUUUCAAGGUUCAGGAGCGGACGGAUUGUUUUGAGAGUUUCGCUCCGAAAUGAAAUUCUCUGGGUCGGGAAUUAAUUGUUCGAUAAACGGAUUUAUUCAUUUAAUUUUUGCUCAGAAAAUUUGGUGGGGUCCAUUCUGGUGGAGGAGUUUAACAUUUUUGGGAAUUUUCGGGGCGCAAAAGUUGUGCAUUCAUGUAUAUUCUGUGAAGUUGUAGUUUUUUAGCAGUCAAGCGGCAAAAUUGUUCGAUUUGACUCGGUUCUCAACUGAUUUUGAAGAGUACCUUCAAAUGAAUUGAGGAGACGAGAUUCGUCAGGGGCGACAAACGUUGGAAGAAACCUUAAGGACGGUCUAGACUCGGUCGGGGAAUUCAAUGAAGGCUAAGGUUUAAUUACUUUAUUGCAGUUUACGGGACUUACGGAGUUGUUUAAGCCGGGUCGGCUGGACUUAGGGUCUCACAAAGGAAGUGCUGGAGGGGAUGUCAACGAUAAUUAAUUAAUCUUCAAAUUUCAAUGGACGGUCCAGGGACAUUAACUUGGGAGGAGUUUAUCCUAAAUGCCAAGAGUUUAGUUCGAGUUUCAAACGAAAUUUCGGACAGCUGGGAACUCCGUGGUGACGAGGAAGUACCUGGACAGGCUUAUUUAUGCAGAAGUGUAAAGACUUUUGUAUCGAGCGAUUUGGCGGCUGCAUUGGGUGGGGAAAAUCGGCGAGAGAACCUGGGAAAUCUGGAUGAUGUUGAUGAUCCAUUCGAGGCGAAGAGGGUUGAGGAUUCCCCGAUGUGCGUAGAGCACCACAUAUUGUGGUCCAUGAGCUAUGGGGUUCCGGUGCUCUACUUCAACGCUUGGAUAUCAGAUUUCCCGGGGGUGAAUGCAGUGACAGUCGAAUCAAUACAAAAUCUCGCGCAACAGGGAGUAGGCUACAAUGAGCUAUCGCAAGCAGUGCAUCCAAUUCUAGGAACAAUAUUUCUGCAGUUCCACCCUUGUUUGUCGAGGGAGUUAAUUCAGAACACAUCAAAAAGUAACAACAAAUUGAUCAGCUGGCUGAGUACAGUAGCUCCAUCAGCCCUAAACUUGAAACUGAGAGGAGAGUACUUCAACCUGACCCUCGAGGAAAGUUCAAUCAGUUGACAACGGUCAUAAUUGUCGUAAUUUUCACCCAGCGCGAUAGCACCGUUGAUAAUCGACAAUGGAGGAAUAAAAAUGGUGAAAGGAAAUCGACACGAAUAGCUACGUCAAUAUCCCUCAACAAAAAGCUGGCCUGAAUGGCGAAUUGGUCAGGCUGACUUAUCACAGUCCUCUGGCAUUGUGUCACCAACUUUUUUUUUUUUCGAUGAAAGCGGAUUGACCAUCUCCGAGGAUUUUGUUUAAUCAAUGAGUGCCACCGUCGGAGGGUUAAAUCCUCUCAUUAUUCGUUGGAUGUAGCGAGUGGGACGUACGUACACACAUGUCUGCCAUUGAUGAUGAGAUUAUUGAUCCCGGGAGAGUCAACGCUCGUGUGAAAUCCCAGAGCUUGAAUUUUCGCUUGCGAAUGUGAAUUGAGAUUUGAAAAUAAAUUGAAUUUCCACGUCCUUUCCAAUGCAUCUAGCAAUUUUAUUUCACUGAACUGUUAAUAAUAACCUGUGUGAAUGAUUAGAAAAGGCGGCAGUAGUAUAUGUCAUCAUCAGAUCGACCGAAAUUUUUCUAGCGAGCAUGAGUUUGCCAUCAAAGGGCGGGCUAUAAAAAUUUUUAUAUGUCACUAGGGCUGAUAGAUCACGAUUGUAAUCUCCCUUCGAUUACAUCGCGUUUUCGGGUCGCCGAAAAUAUUACAUGUGACGCGAUCAUAAAAGUGUUAUCUAACGAAUGUGAUUAUAAUUCUCGGCAUCUGAUCAGAUUAUAAAGUCACAUUCAUCUGAUAAUACUUUUACCGUUCGACGACAUAAUUUACUACUAUUUUUGGCCGCAUGAUAAAUAAUAUUUUUUUCUACAACAACCAUAGGCAGUGAUUUGCAAACUUUUUGUCCAUUCAACGCGGUUUACGGGUAGAAUGAUGAAAAUAUUCCCCUCUAAACUAAAUGUUAUGCACAUAAUUAUAUUCAUGUACAAAGUACGAAAAAUUUCAAUAAAAAAAGAGAAACAAAUUGUGGGCGCACUAUCUAGAGUAUCAUUGCGUCAUUGAAUAACGGAACAAAAGAUGUAAUGGAGAGACCUAUCAUGGCUUAUGCUCAUUAUUCGGAAGCCCUCAUUAAAUUUUCAAUGAACCCUAUUUCUAAUGAAUACUCACUAUUCAUUGUCAACGUGCACAUCCCUUCUCGUUCAUUCUCAUCAUUCUUCCCAUUUUACUCGACUCGAUUUUUUUUUCCCUCGUGUUAUCAAACUUUUAAUCUGCAAAUGACAGUGCCAUCAACUACCAGCAAAUUGCCACCAUUCCACGAAUAAGAUCAAUGGAGACAAGCAACAAUAAUACAAAUCAUAAUGGUGGAGGUAUCCUCCACUGAUUAAUUUAAUCACGUUGAUGUAUUUUCAAUAAUGUUAAUCGAAAAUAAAUA
Molecule: messenger RNA, 2722 nt
Organism: Diachasmimorpha longicaudata
Lineage: Eukaryota; Metazoa; Arthropoda; Insecta; Hymenoptera; Braconidae
Gene: Atg10
Product: ubiquitin-like-conjugating enzyme ATG10
Exons: 6
Coding region: 711-1325 (204 amino acids)
Biological process (GO): macroautophagy; protein lipidation; protein modification by small protein conjugation
Cellular component (GO): intracellular anatomical structure
Molecular function (GO): Atg12 transferase activity
Source: RefSeq, a predicted model, not a curated record